Panicum virgatum (switchgrass) is the source of this 1991-nucleotide messenger RNA. Its product is annotated as patellin-3-like. The record is from RefSeq and is a predicted model, not a curated record. The transcript has 4 exons. The coding region runs from base 1 to 1833 and encodes 610 amino acids. NCBI's taxonomy places the organism in Eukaryota, Viridiplantae, Streptophyta, Magnoliopsida, Poales, Poaceae. Gene Ontology annotation, molecular function: lipid binding.
AUGGCCGACGAGACGAAGCAAGAAGCCGCGACCGCUGCGGCGGCGGCGGUGGCGGCCGAGGUGACCGUGACGGAGGCCGAGGAGAAGCCCGCGCCGGCAGCCGAGGAGACGGCUGUGGCGGUGGUCGAGGAGAAGGCCGUGGAGGCGGAGGAGAAGGCCGUGGAGGCGGACUCGGAGGAGGAGAAGAAGACGGAGGAGGCCCUGGAGGCGGCCGCGGGCGACGAGGCGGCGGUGAUCGACGGCGCCGGGUCGUUCAAGGAGGAGAGCAACCUCGUGUCCGAGCUGCUCGACUCGGAGCGCACCGCGCUCGCGCAGCUCAAGGAGCUCGUGGCCGCCGCGCUCGCCAACGGGGAGUUCGACCUGCCCCCGCCGCCGCCGGCCAAGGAGGAGGCGGCCAAGGAAGAGGCGGCGCCGGCCAAGGACGAGGAGCCCAAGGCUGAGACGGUGGCCGCCGAAGAGCCCGCCAAGGGGGAGGCCAAGAUUGCGGCCGCCGAAGAGCCCAAGGCGGAGGCGCCCGCAGAAGCUGCGGCCGAGGAGGUCAAGGCUGAGGCUCCCGCGCCAGAGGAGCCCAAGGCCGAGGAGCCUGCCAAGGAGGAAGAGGAACCCAAGGCCGAGGCGGCGUCCGAGGAGGCCAAGCCACCGGAGCCGGAGGAGAAGACCGUCGUGGUGGCUGAGGAGGAAGGCACCAAGACGGUGGAAGCCAUCAAGGAGACCAUCGACCCCGCCGCGUCCGAGCCAGCCGCCGCCACCGCUGAGGCGGAGGCCGCACCGGCGCCGGCGGCCGAGCCGAAGGAGGUGCUCAUCUGGGGCGUGCCGCUGGUGGGCGACGAGGAGCGCACGGACACGGUGCUGCUCAAGUUCCUCCGCGCGCGCGAGUUCAAGGUGAAGGAGGCCAUGGCCAUGCUCAAGUCGGCGGUGCUGUGGCGCAAGCGCUUCGGCAUCGACGAGCUCCUGGCAGCCGACCUCGGCCAGCCGGAGCUGGGGAACGUGGUGUCCUACCGCGGAGCCGACCGCGAGGGCCACCCCGUCUGCUACAACGUCUACGGCGAGUUCCAGAACAAGGAGCUUUACGAGAAGGCCUUCGGCGACGAGGAGAAGCGGGAGCGCUUCCUCAAGUGGCGCAUCCAGCUCCUCGAGCGCGGCAUCCGGGAGCAGCUCGACUUCUCGCCCAGCGGCAUCUGCUCCAUGGUGCAGGUCACCGACCUCAAGAACUCGCCGCCCAUGCUCGGCAAGCACCACGCCAUCACCCGCCAGGCCCUCGCCCUGCUCCAGGACAACUACCCCGAGUUCGUCGCCAAGAUGGUGUUCAUCAAUGUGCCGUGGUGGUACCUUGCAGCUAACAAAAUGAUGAGCCCAUUCCUGACUCAGCGCACCAAGAGCAAGAUCGUCUUCUGCUGCCCUGGCAAGUCCGCGGAGACACUCUUCAGAUACAUUGCUCCGGAGCAAGUGCCCGUCCAAUUCGGUGGCUUCUACAAAGAGGAUGACACCGAGUUCUCCACCUCUGAUGCUGUCACCGAGUUCACCGUCAAGCCAUCAUCAAAAGAAACCAUUGAGAUUCCAGCCACCAAGAACUCCACGGUCAUGUGGGAACUCCGCGUGCUGGGAUGGAAGGUGAGCUACGGCGCCGAGUUCACCCCAGACGCAGAGGGUGGCUACACUGUGAUCGUGCUCAAGACGAGGAAGGUUCCCGCCCAUGAGGAGCCGAUCAUGAAGGGGAGCUUCAAGGUGAACGAGCCCGGCAAGGUGUUGCUGACCGUGAACAACCUGGCAUUGAACAAGAAGAAGAAGCUGCUGUACCGGUUCAAAGUGAAGAGCACCGCCGAAUCCACAUGAGGCGGAGUGUGGUUGGUGUGGUCGGUGUUAAGGGUAUAAUAGUUAAGGGUAGUUUAGUCUUUUUCUAUUCUAGAGUUUGGGGUUUCCUCUUGUAUAUGUAGCCCUUUGGGUCUCUCUCAAUAUAGACAUAUAGUUCAAUUCUCUUCUUCAUUCUCCCA